Tarenaya hassleriana is the source of this 821-nucleotide messenger RNA. RefSeq lists its product as uncharacterized. The coding region runs from base 242 to 625 and encodes 127 amino acids. The record is from RefSeq and is a predicted model, not a curated record. Lineage: Eukaryota; Viridiplantae; Streptophyta; Magnoliopsida; Brassicales; Cleomaceae. The transcript has a single exon.
CUUGGGCUCCUAAAUAUUAGGCCCACAUUAUAUUCAAAUGAGGCCCAUCGUAACUGUUCAGCUUAAAGGAACAGAACAGGUGAAGCAGGUCUUUAACAAAACCACAGAGAGAGACGAGUCAAAAAGCUUCUUACCAAACCCUACAAUGGCAUAACUGCUCCAUUUCACAGCUCCCUACAUAAAUAAACCCCCUUCUCUACUCAGACUCUGAUAGUUGAAAGCUUCAUUUCAAUCGAGAUCUAUGGCUGGCCACAUUCCAUCACCACAAACACAGCCCCUAACGUUUUUCCAUGCGGGUUUAGCUUCUGCAAGCUUCCUCCUUCUCUGCCUUUCGCUGUUCAUAUGUGCUUCUCAUUCCAGGAAAAACCUUAGGCGCUGGGCUGCCUGUUAUGGCUCUAGAGAUCAAGAACCUGUCAUACAGCUGAACAAUCACAUGACGAUGACGAUGAUGAUGGACGAGAACGGUGAUCCAAGCACAAUGCUCAGCGGGGAUCAGAGAAGAGUCCCACUGUGGCAGAAGAACAUUCUCAUGGGCGGAAAAUGUCAGCUUCCUGACUUCUCGGGCAUUAUCUUGUAUGAUUCUGAGGGUAAUGUUGUUGCUCCUCGCCUGGAAGUAACGCCAUGACUUGUGCGUCUUUGUAAAACUGUUCCUCGAUGAAAAUGCGACAGUUGAACUGUCUAAACCUCUAGCUAGUAGAGCAAUGAUUAUGCAUUCAUUGUUUAGGGCCCAUGAUUACAUUUUCCUCAUUUGGCCCAUAAAACUCCUCAGCAUUGAAAUUUGGGUGACGAACACAGACCACACUAAUCAUUUGAAGUUUCGA